Molecule: messenger RNA, 3651 nt
Organism: Adineta steineri
Lineage: Eukaryota; Metazoa; Rotifera; Eurotatoria; Adinetida; Adinetidae
Source: the annotation of a GenBank genome assembly
AUGUAUAUAAAGCAGGUUAUCAUCCAGGGUUUUCGUUCUUAUCGUGAUGAAACAAUUAUUGAACCAUUUAGUCCACGUUAUAAUAUUAUUGUUGGACGAAAUGGUUGUGGAAAAUCAAAUUUCUUCUUUGCUAUUCAAUUUGUCUUAAGUGAUGAAUUUAGUAAUUUAUCAGCUGAUGGUCGUUAUAAUUUAAUGCAUGAAGGUAUUAAUAGUCGAGCAUUAAAUGCUUAUGUUGAAAUUAUCUUUGACAAUUCUGAUAGUCGUAUUAUGAUUGAUAAACCUGAAGUAGCUGUACGACGACAAAUUAGUGGAAAAAAAGAUAAUUAUUUUCUUGAUCGUAAAGUCGUUAAUAAAACAGAUAUUAUCAAUAUGCUUGAAGGUGCUGGAUUUUCACGAUCAAAUCCUUAUUAUAUUGUUAAACAAGGCAAAAUUACUCAAAUGGCUAUUGCACCUGAUGCAAAUCGCCUUCAAUUAUUACGUGAAGUAGCUGGUACGAAAGUAUAUGACGAAAAAAAACAAGAAAGUGAAGCUAUCUUAACUGAAACAGAGGACCGUCGAAAGAAAAUCGCCGAUCUAUUGAAAGCUAUUGAAGAACGUCUAUUAAGUCUUGAAACUGAAAAAGAAGAACUUAAACAAUAUCAAAAAUGGGAUCGAUCAAAACGUGGUUUAGAAUGUGCUAUUUGUAUGGCAGAAUGUGAAGAUGCAAAAAAACGAAUUGAUGAAAUUGUAGCAAGAAUGAAUGGUGCUACACAAAAAAUUGAACAAUUAGAAAAUGAUCGAUUAUCUGUAACAGAACUUCUUCAACAAACAAUGGAUUCUAUCACGGAACUUAAACAACGUUUACAAACUCAACAAAUCGAACGUGAAACAUUAAUUGUUGAUAAUAAAGAUAAUUUUCAACGUAAAGCACAAAUUGAACUUGAAUUACAAGAUCUUCAAGGUGAAACUGAACAUCGUGAUGUAAAACGUGAUGAACUUAAAAAAGAAUUAGCUAAAUAUGAUAAAUUAUUAACUGAAAGUGAACAACAAUUAGCUAAAAUAAUUCCUGAUUAUGAUAUUCUAAGACAUGAAGAAGAACAGAAAACAGCUCAACGUGAUCUUGCUGAAGAAAAACGUAAAGAAUUAUUUGCUAAACGUGGUCGUGGAAAUCAAUUCAAUUCGAAAGAAGAUCGAGAUAAAUGGAUUCGAUCAGAACUUAAAUCAUUAACCAAAGCUAUUCAUGAUAAACGUGAACAAAUGCAACGUUUGAAAACAGAACUUGAAGAUGAAACAAUUAAAUCACAUGAAAUUGAAGAACAACUCCGACAAAUUGGAGAUAAUGGAAGUGAACAACGUACUCAUAUGGAUAGUGUUAAUACACGUGUUCGAGAUCUUCGACAAAAAAAGAGCGAUAUUGCUGCUCAAAAAACAGAUUUGGCACGUAAAGAAACUCAUCUACACAUGCAAGUUAGUCAAACUCGAGAUGAAUUACGUAAAUGUCAAGAUCAACUUCGAUCUGUUAUGAAUAAAGGUGCAUCAUCUGGUGCUGAUGGUUUACAACGACUUCUUCGUCAAUUUGCUGAUGAAAAUCGUAAUCAAGAUAUUAUAAAUGGUUAUCAUGGUACUUUAAUUGAAAAUAUUGAAUGUGAUCCAGCGUUUUAUACAGCUGUUGAAGUUAUUGCUGGUAAUCGACUUAAUUAUCAUAUAGUCGAUUCCGAUAUUAUCGCAACACGUUUAGUGAAAGAAUUUAAUACUGCUCGUCAACGUGGUGAAAUUCAUUUUUUACCAUUAAAUGUUUUAGAAGUACAAAAUAAUAAUUUAUCAAAUAUAAACGGUGCAUCACCAUUGAUUGAUCAACUACAAUGGAUACCAAAAGCUGAAAGAGCUGUUCGACAUGUAUUCAAUCGUAUUAUGCUUUGCGAAGAUUUUAAUUCAGCUACACGUACUGCACGACAAUAUGAUGUUGAUUGUGUUACCCUUGAUGGUGAUCAAGUUCAACGUCGAGGUGCAUUAACAGGUGGCUAUAUUGAUAAGAAAAUUUCACGUUUAGAAUUACAACAAACAAUACAAAAAUUACAUACAAAAUUAAAUAAAUAUGAACAAGAAUAUGAAAAACUUCGAAGUGAAAUAAUGAAUAUUGAUAAUGAACAUAAUAAUAUUAUGACUGAACUUCAACGUGAAGAUAUGAAAUCAAAAAAGAAUUGGGAUAAUUAUGAACAAAUGAAAACUGAUGGUAAAUAUCUUCAAACAGAAUUACAUCGAAUCGUUACACAUCGACCAGCAAAAGAACGUCAAUUCAAUGCUCUUAAUGCAACUAUUGAACAAUUUUGUGCUAAAGAAGAAUCGUUAAGAUCUGAACUUGGUAGUGAUCUUGUUUCUCAAUUAUCUAUUGAUGAACAACAUACAAUUGAUAAAUUGAAUGAUACUAUUGAACAAAUAACACAAGAUUUAAAAGAAAUUAUUAAAAAACGUGUUGAACUUGAAGGUACAAAAACAAGACUUGAACAUCAAAUUUCAAAUAAUUAUCGAAAAAAUUGUGAUCGUAUUACUACAGAUCUUGAACGAAUGCAUGUUGAAAAUGUACGUGAAACUAUUGAAGAACUUGAACGUGAAUAUGCAACUUUAUCUGAAAAACUUAAUGAACAUGAAAAACAAACUGAUGUUAUUGAUCGAAUUAUUAAUAAUUUGGAUCGUGAACUUAAAAGUAAACAAAAAGAACUUGAACAAGCAAAGAAUUCAGAUAAAGAUGUUGAUGAACGUAUCAAUGAAGAAAAACGUAAUACAGAUAAAUAUGAAGUUAAAUUACGUAAUGCACAAAAUAAGCUUGAUGAAAGUACAAAACGACAAAAUGAUAUUGGAGUCCCACCUGAUGGCCUUGACAAAUAUAAAGAUAUACCAACUAAACAACUUCAACGUGACCUUGAUCGUGCUAUAAUUGAAUUAAAAAAAUAUGCUCAUGUAAAUAAAAAAGCACUUGAUCAAUUUCUUCAAUUUAGUGAUGAACGUGAUAAAUUAACAAAUCGUAAAGGUGAAAUUGAUGAAGCACAUCGUCACAUUGUCGAUUUAAUUGAAAGUCUUGAUAAUAAACGUUUUGAAACAAUUCAAUUUACUUUUAAACAAGUUUCAUUAUAUUUUACUGAAGUAUUUAAACGUCUUGUACCUGAAGGUUCAGCACAUUUAGUUAUAAAAAAAGGCGAUAAUGAGGAUUAUGAUAGUGAACAAGUUGCUUCUCAAAGUCAAGGACAACAAAUGUCUGUUGAUGAAUUUACCGGUGUAGGUAUUAAAGUAUCAUUCAGUGGUCGAACAAAUGAAAUGCGUGACAUGCAACAAUUAUCCGGUGGUCAAAAAUCACUUGUUGCUUUAGCUUUAAUAUUUUCCAUACAAAAAUGUGAUCCAGCACCCUUUUAUUUAUUCGAUGAAAUUGAUCAAGCACUUGAUCCACAAUAUCGACAUGCUGUGGCUGAUAUGAUUAAUGAAUUAAGUCAAAAAGCUCAAUUUAUUAUCACAACAUUUGGUCCAGAUUUACUUAAAUACGGUGAUAAAUUUUAUGGUAUUACUUAUCGUAAUAAAGUUAGUCAGAUACGAUCGGUUACACGAGAUGAAGCCUUGGAAUUUGUUGAAGAUAAUGAUGCACAAAAUCAAACUGCACCAAUAGUCAUUCCUCCAAGUUAA